Bombina bombina (fire-bellied toad) is the source of this 1365-nucleotide messenger RNA. It is a transcript of the gene FEZF1, whose product is annotated as FEZ family zinc finger 1. The transcript has 4 exons. Lineage: Eukaryota; Metazoa; Chordata; Amphibia; Anura; Bombinatoridae. The coding region runs from base 1 to 1365 and encodes 454 amino acids. The record is from RefSeq and is a predicted model, not a curated record.
AUGGACAAUAGUCUACAGCACAGGACAACCAAAGUCUUUGCAGCAAGAGAACAUAUUUCCAAGGGAAGCAACAUGAUCAGCAGUUCCAAGCCACUUGCUUUCUCCAUUGAACGAAUAAUGUCAAGGACUCCAGAACCAAAAUGCCUCCCUGUGCCAAGUUUCCUGCAGGGGUCUGUUCCCAAAGCAGAGCACAAGCAGGUGCUUCACCUUAAUUCUGCCUCUAUUCCCUGCAUGAUCCCAUUUGUACCGGUUGCUUAUGAACAUUGUCCCAAAAUUGGAAUCACUGGUGCUGAGCUUAGGAAGAACCACCUGGAUUCAUCCUCUUCCUUCAGUUGUAAUGAGCUGGUAAACUGUGCUCUGGCUUUAAAAGGAGAUCUUCCAAGAGAUGCUUUACCUAUUCAACAAUACAAACUGGUGAGACCUAGAGUGGUAAAUCACUCAUCCUUCCAUGCUAUGGGAGCUGCCCUGUGUUACUUUAAUAGAGGGGAUGGCCCCUGUCAUCCACCAGCUAGUAUCAAUAUCCACCCAGUUGCCUCUUAUUUUCUUGGAUCUCCUCUGCAUCAAACCUCCAAAUCAUACUUGGCUGAAAGGAACAAGCUAGUGGUCCCAUCAGUAGAGAAGUUCCCUUCAGCAGUGACUUUUAAAGACCUGUCUCAAGCUCAGUUUCAGCACUAUAUGAAGGAAAGCGCACACUCACUUUCUGAAAAGAUCUCUUUCAAAUCCUCAGCCAAAUUCAACAGCAGCUCACCAAACAGCAAACCCAAAGUGUUCACUUGUGAAGUCUGUGGGAAGGUAUUUAAUGCACACUACAACCUGACCAGACACAUGCCAGUGCACACAGGGGCAAGACCAUUUGUCUGCAAAAUUUGUGGCAAAGGAUUCAGACAAGCGAGUACUCUGUGCAGGCACAAGAUCAUUCAUACACAGGAGAAACCACACAAAUGUAAUCAGUGCGGCAAGGCUUUUAACAGAAGUUCCACUCUUAACACACAUACCAGGAUACAUGCUGGCUACAAGCCCUUUGUCUGUGAAUUUUGUGGCAAAGGGUUUCAUCAGAAAGGUAAUUACAAGAACCACAAGCUCACACACAGUGGGGAGAAGCAGUUCAAGUGCAAUAUCUGUAACAAGGCUUUCCAUCAGGUCUAUAACCUCACCUUCCACAUGCAUACCCACAAUGACAAGAAGCCCUUUACCUGCCCCACCUGUGGCAAAGGAUUUUGCAGAAACUUUGACUUAAAAAAACAUGUACGGAAAUUGCAUGAUAACACUGGUGGUGGUCAAUCUGUGUCCUGUCCAGCUGGUCAAGAGGAGUUACUUCUUCAGCCACGGGACCAUCCUCCCAGACACCAGAGCCCAGAGCUCUGA